This is a messenger RNA of Colletotrichum orchidophilum, 1932 nucleotides long. Its product is annotated as BTB/POZ domain-containing protein. Gene Ontology annotation, cellular component: ubiquitin ligase complex; cytoplasm. Gene Ontology annotation, molecular function: protein binding. The coding region runs from base 1 to 1932 and encodes 643 amino acids. Lineage: Eukaryota; Fungi; Ascomycota; Sordariomycetes; Glomerellales; Glomerellaceae. The transcript has 3 exons. The record is from RefSeq and is a predicted model, not a curated record.
AUGGUCCUCCGGAAAGAUGAAUUAGAAGUACAGCUCAAGAAUGAGCAUGAGUUGAUUGCGAAUGGCGUGCUGAGAGAGGACAACCCUUUGGAUCAGUCGACUGAGUUCGAAGCGUUCCUGCUAGCCUGCAGAAGAGGCGACCUUAAAACGUGUCAAGAAUUGAUCUCGGCAGGCGUAAAUAUCAAUGGUAAAGACCGUUUCGACUACACGCCAUUGAUUGUUGCUAGUUUAUGUGGGCAUCUGGAACUCGUACAGCUACUUCUAGAGUCAGGCGCAUUGGCCGAAAGGAACACGUUUCAAGGAGAACGCUGCAUCUACAAUGCCCUCAACGACAGGAUACGAAAUUUGUUAUUGGAGUAUGAUUAUUCCAAAUCUACAGACCCGCUCCAGCCUUGGGCCGGACACAUCACCAGUCUACUCUCAAAGGCCGUUCCAAAGACAACUGAUAUCAGCCUCAUUGCGGCAGCGCAGUCCUUCAACAUGCACAAGUUUCUCCUGGCAGCGCGGACGCCGUACUUCAGGAAGAAAUUAGAUGGCACACCUGAUACCGCAACAUGGAAGCUUCCGACCACGUACCCGCUCGAGUCGUUUCAAGUUGCCCUCCGCUAUCUGUAUCUUGGAGAAGUACCCAGGGAUGUGGUCAAUGCUCGCAGUACCGUAACGGAAGAAGAGGUCCUCACUGGUGUUGAUAAGCUUAGCAAGCAGCUUGAGAUCGAACAGCUAUGGGAGGCAAUCCUGGCGGGCAACGACCGACGUCUCGCACGCCAAAGAUAUGAGGACGAGGUGAAGCGGGCGCAGGCUCAGGUGGAUCGGUUCUAUCGGGAGAAAGUCCUGGGUCACAAGAUGAUCGUAGAGACGAAGAGGGUGGGGGAAGUGAAAUGGCGUCACGACAACUCGAUCUUCGCCGAUUGUCUCCUCUGUGCACACGAACCGGAAAGCGGCGAGAUCGAGAAUGAUGCGGAAGAUUCUGAAAAUGUCGUACAUGCCGUCGGGAUCCCGCUCGGGCUUGCGACCAACGGCGAUAAGCCAAAGAAACGACCUCGGAAGUCUGUGGUUUACCCUGUUCACAAGGCGAUGCUCAUCCGCAGCCCUUACUUUGAGACCAUGUUCUCCAGCGAAUUUAGGGAGGCGCAGGACUCGGAAACCCUACAUGUCGUCACGGUGGACUGUAUGCCCGAGGUGCUCGAGAUCGUGCUUACGUUCCUGUACACAGAAAAGGUGGACUGCCCACUUGAGCUCGCCUUGGACCUGCUAUACACGGCCGACAUCCUCUUCCUCGACAAGCUCAAGACGAAAGCAGCACAGGCCAUCAGUACCUUGGGAAGCGGUACUAGCAACAUCUGGGCUGACCGUACCCACAGACCCGACGGAGAGGAACAACAGGAAGAGGAGAUGGAGCCCAUCAACAUCUACGACGUGAUUCACGCGGCAUGGGAUCUUCGUGUUCAGCGUCUGGAGGAGUUCGCUGCUCGGUACCUGGCCAACCGAUUAGAGGACUACAUUGACGAGGCGGAGUUUGCGGAGCUGAUCAAGGAAAGUGCAGAUAGGCUCAAGAAUCGCGAGGAGACGGACACCAUUGAGUUGCUAGACGAUAUCCGGUACUACCUAGGCGAGCGAUUCCGUCUGCGGUUUGAAGAUGCCAACCUUGAGGAGAUGAUGGACGAAGAGGGGGAGAUCAGCGCGGAAAUGGCCGAAGCGAUUGCAGCACAGAGCGAACUGCAGAAUGAGGAGAAGCGUGAGACCUUCGCUGUCUCCCAGGAAGCUGCCUCCGCUACUGCUGCGGUUCCUGUUGAGAACGGUGGAACCGGAGACGGUGUCAAGACUCUGGGUGGAGAGGUGGCUGAAGAUGAAUUCGCUUCAGACGCGAUCAAUUACCAGAUCCUGCUUGGAAAGAUCGAUACGAUGCUGGAUCGUCUGAAGCUGGAUGCAUAG